Molecule: messenger RNA, 168 nt
Organism: Meira miltonrushii
Lineage: Eukaryota; Fungi; Basidiomycota; Exobasidiomycetes; Exobasidiales; Brachybasidiaceae
Product: putative 50s ribosomal protein L33
Exons: 3
Coding region: 1-168 (55 amino acids)
Biological process (GO): translation
Cellular component (GO): mitochondrion; ribosome
Molecular function (GO): structural constituent of ribosome
Source: RefSeq, a predicted model, not a curated record
AUGGCAGCAAAGUCAAAAGCAAGAGUCGUGAUCGCACGUCUAUUCUCAACUGCAGGAACAGGAUAUAUCUACACAAUGCGAAGACUACGAUUGGCUGAUAAGCUAUCCAUGAUGAAAUACGAUCCUAGAGUCCGGAGGCACGUCUUAUUCGAAGAAAAGAAGAAAUGA